Molecule: messenger RNA, 530 nt
Organism: Parasteatoda tepidariorum (common house spider)
Lineage: Eukaryota; Metazoa; Arthropoda; Arachnida; Araneae; Theridiidae
Source: RefSeq, a predicted model, not a curated record
CGGCUACCAUAACGAUUGGUGAGCAAAGCCUUCUAGCUGUUGAAAUAUUAAAUCUCUACAUUACAAAUUCGCCCUGUAGGUGUUAUUCGCAUGUUGGUAUGGUGGGUGGUGCUCAACCUGUUUCUCUCUCCAUUCCUGGGUGUAUCUUCAAAGGGACAAUUGUUCAUGAGUUGGGACAUGCUCUGGGAUUCUACCAUGAACAGAAUAGAUCGGACAGAGAUGACUAUCUUAUCAUUUACUGGGACAACAUCAAAACAGGAUUGGAAGAUCAAUUUACGAAACUGAAGUUUACCCAGAAUACACUUUAUGAUACUUUUGACUACAAUUCCGUGAUGUUGUACGGGAAUACGGCCUUCUCCAAGGACAACAAGUCGAAUACAAUGGUGGCCAAGACUGGUGUGAGACUGUACGAAACUUACGACAAGCCAGGACUAAGUGCAAGUGACGUCAAACGAAUCAACAAAAUGUACUGGUGUGACGAACCAUGGCAAAGACACAAAAAACCAAAAUAAAUGUUCUUUUUUUCGAAA